This is a messenger RNA of Cercopithifilaria johnstoni, 723 nucleotides long. NCBI's taxonomy places the organism in Eukaryota, Metazoa, Nematoda, Chromadorea, Rhabditida, Onchocercidae. The record is from the annotation of a GenBank genome assembly.
AUGUCACUUCCUUAUCAGCCGAAUUAUUAUUAUUAUACUGCUGCUACUACCACCGUUCCACCAACAUCAACACAUUAUCGCACAUGUUUAUCACAAAUGCCUACAGCAUCCAGUUCAACGAUAUCAAACUUUUCAAUUGAAAGUAUUUUAUCGAGGCGAGUACCAGUACCUCAAUUACCAUCUUUACCAUUAGCAAAUGAUUUCACCGUUGCUGCUGCUACUGCUGCUACGGUUGCAUGGCCUAUCAUACCAUCACAUUUCUCAUAUCCUCAUCCCGGUUUUCCGUAUAUCAAUAACGGCUUUAUCACAUCAUUUCAUCCAUUUCAUUACGGUGGUAAACGAAAGCGACGUCAUCGAACAAUUUUUAGCGAAGAACAAUUGCAAAUUUUAGAAAAUGCAUUUCAAGGAACCCAUUAUCCGGAUGUAAUGUUACGUGAAAAACUUGCUGUGCAAUGUGACCUAAAAGAAGAGCGAGUAGAGGUUUGGUUUAAGAAUCGUCGUGCAAAAGAUCGUAAGCAAAAACGUGAAAAUGAUACGAAUGAUAGUAUAGGACGAAAGAUAAGCGCAUCUGAUGAAUCAGAUUACGAAGUAUCUGAUGAUGAUGAUGAUUGUACUAAAAUUAAGAAAAAUCGUCAAUCAACCAAUAAUGAUUCAAGUAAUCAUAAUGCUAAUACUGAUAAUAAAGUAGUGGAAAUCAGAAAUGAACCUAAAAGUGUAAUUUAG